This is a messenger RNA of Osmerus eperlanus (European smelt), 4556 nucleotides long. RefSeq names its product zinc fingers and homeoboxes 3a (gene zhx3a). The record is from RefSeq and is a predicted model, not a curated record. Gene Ontology annotation, cellular component: nucleus. Gene Ontology annotation, biological process: regulation of transcription by RNA polymerase II. The coding region runs from base 306 to 3140 and encodes 944 amino acids. Gene Ontology annotation, molecular function: DNA-binding transcription factor activity, RNA polymerase II-specific; DNA binding. NCBI's taxonomy places the organism in Eukaryota, Metazoa, Chordata, Actinopteri, Osmeriformes, Osmeridae. The transcript has 3 exons.
AGUUGCUUUCUGUCCAUGCACUAAGAAAGGAGAGAGGUAAUACAGCCUACCUAGCUGUGGUCACUGCCGAGUUCACACCAGUUCACCGGGUUCACUUGAGGAGAGGUCCCACCCUCUUCUUUUUACAAAGCGCUACGAACGGAGCUAUUAAAAUAAUAUUUUCUAUAUUAAUGUCGGAUUUCAUUUUUCCCUGACCAACAUUCAAGGUGCCCAGUGAACUGCUCAUACACAUCGGUGAGCAUGUGAGAGGAGUGCCAAGAAAAGAGCGCAAACAUGAAGCAACACUGUAAAAUAGCGGCUCGUCCAUGACGCUUAACCUAGAUCAGGAGCUUUCCACUCACCACCAGCCCCCUGUUAUCAUACUGGACAACCAAUCAAUCAAUACAUCUUCUCAUAAUAUCAUAAUGGCUAGCAAGAGGAAAUCAACUGUACCUUGCAUGAUCCCCUCCAAAACCAAACAUGUGCGGGAAGAGAUCGUCCUGGGUUGUCUACCCGAGCUCCUACCCACAAUCCCAGAAGACAGCAUCCUCAGUAUCAGUGGAGAAGCGGCAGGCCAUUUCUGUCAUGACUCCUCUAGACCUAAAGGUGGAGACCGAUGGUAUAAAGGGGGAGCAUACAGUUGUCAACCCUGCUGCUUUGAGUCCAGAGAUCUUAAUUCCUUUUUGGACCAUCUGCAUAACUGCCAUGCAGACUUCAGGGCUCAGCCCAGCUUCUACUGCCUGAACUGUGGAGUGUCAGUGGCUCGAUUUGAGGCCCUAGCUCUGCACAAUGCAAAAGCCCACCCUGGGCUGAUACGGGGAUCUGUCCAUGGUUCCCUUCAUGUCAAAAAGAGGGACCAGAUAACCACAGUGGAGCAAAGCCUGUUCACAGACAACGGGGAUGUCCUUUGUGAAUCUGGGAUCUCCCUUACUAAAACACCUAUAGCAAGGAUGAUGAAGACCAAGGGGGAGCACAAGAAGAUAGUGGUCUCCCACACUGUGGAAGUGCGAAGGAUAGACACUGGGAAGGAGAUUGACCCUAAAAUGUUGACAAAUGUGCCUGAACUCCAGAACGGGGCUCUCAGGGUUACUGAUUCCCCUGCUGUACCGAAGACCUCUGUCACUCAUGUAAUAACAACAACGCCCAGUCAACCUUUUCACAAAAACACUCCCUCUCUCUAUUCUUUGCCCUCUUCUGAUUCCAGCAAGAACCUUCCAAAGGUGAUGAUCCCGCUUAGCAGCAUCCCCACCUAUGAUGCUGCCAUGGACACCAGCAGCUUUCUCAAGACCUCCUUUGGCAAGUUCCCAUACCCAUCCAAAGCCGAGCUCUGCUACUUGACUGUGGUCUCUGAUUUUCCUGAAGAACAGAUUAAACUGUGGUUCACAGCUCAAAGACUGAAGCAAGGUAUCAGCUGGUCCCCCGAAGAGAUAGAGGAGGCCAAAAGAAAGAUGUUCAACACCGUGUUCCAGACAGAAGAACCACAAAAGCAUCCCUCUAAACAAAGACAUGCCAAUCACAUAGUGAGCCAUCACACUAUCACUGCCCAACCUACCCCAGUGGGACCCAACUACCAGAUGGCCAAUCUGCUCCAUGGUAGUGUGCUAGGCAGGCAGACCAGGGUCAUAGCCAGUCAGGCUGGCAUGGCAGGCGGCCAACAGGUCACCAGGGUAUCGUACACUGCUCCUGCCACGCCGCCAACAGUGGUCAGAACAUCACACGCACUGACCAAGAAUAUUGUACCAACACUGGAGACAGACAAGAGUGUUGGCCUGGGGUUAGACAUCGCUGGAGGCAGCAGUUGUGUCGUGAGCACCAGCAACCGUAGUAACAGUAGCAGCAGUAGUUGCAGUAGUAGCAGUAGCAUUAGUAGUUACUUCUCCAGUAGUAGUAACGGUGGAGAACAUGGCACUAGGACAUCUAUGAACAACAGCGGCUUAAGCAACAGCAUAGUCGGUUGCUCAACUGUUGUUAGUAAUACCAAUAAUUGCGGAUCUGACAAUGAAAGCAGACAAAACAGUAACGUUGACAGUAUACCAUCUAUCUUAGAAGGUUUUAGUAGCAACAAAAGUAAAGUGAUCAUAAACACCAGCAAAUCUAACAUCAUAUGUCACAGUAAUACUAGUGUCAGUAACCUGGAUACGUUUCCAUUAACACAGGCUGAUGAUGACAAAACCAACAACUGUAUCCAUCACAAGACCAACAAUGGCAGUGUUAGCGGUGACUAUUCCAGCACUAGCAAUAAUGGUAGCGUCCCUAACCUUAAUCAUGCCAGCAAUGCUCAACAUGACAACACCAGCACCACCGUCAUUACUAAAAACAGCAGCAGCAUAUCUAUAAUAGAGGAGGGCAAAUGUAUUCAGGAGUUUCCCAUAAAGGGUAUGUCAAUUUUACAGCAGCUUAUCAAAAAGGAAGACGAAGUUGAGAUGGACAAGACUAGAACAGGGCUUAAAGUUGACCCGAUCAAGAUAAACCGGAGGAGGCUGAAGGUGAAUGAGUUUGAUAUCACACCUGGCCUGGAGACCACAACCCCAGAGCUCAAACCUGACUGUCCUCAGACCGCCAUGUCCCCCCAGCCAUCCUUCUCAGCCGCAUGGGGAAAUAAGAGCCCCCAGCAGGUGCACCUUCUCAGACAGACGUUCUCCAGCACCCGCUGGCCCAGCAGCCAGCAGUAUGAAGAGCUGAGCGUCAUGACAGGCCUGCCCAAGUCAGAGGUGGUGCGCUGGUUCAGUGAUAGCCGCUACAUCCACAAGAAUGGUCAGCUGCAGUGGCUAGAGAGCUACCAGCGUCCACCAGCAGGCUUAAAAGAGGCCAACAGCUUCACUGACCUGGACCUUGAUGCACUAAAAGACCCCCAGACAGUUCAUAAGAAACUGGCCAAAGAGGAUGUGAGCAAGCAGCUUGACGAAGAGCCUGUUCAGCGAAGCACAGUGCAGAGGGGCGUCUGGCGAGACACAUACACUCCACUGCUGAGUCUCGUGGACUCGGUGGAGACUGGGGACAGAGGGAGGGCUGGACAGACAGUAGAGUCAGGAGCUUUGCAGGAGCACUGGGUGGAGAGCGAGGAUAAGCACCAGCAGCCCGUCACUGGGCAGGCCUUUGUGGAGGCGACCGACGGCAGUCAAGACAGGGAUCGCCUGAGGACAGAGCUGUUGGAAGUGUGACAGUGCGAUCCAAUCAUAUAGUGGGAACAGGACGUUUUCGGCUGGCCAGCUUUGUGGCCAAGGUCUGUGUGUUCAUUAUGACAGCAGAUGUGAUUGUAGCUGAACCGUUGGACCGUCGUCUGGAACUGUGAAUACCCCCAUCUCAUCCCCACCUCUUCCAUCAAGCAUUACUUUUGACAUCCUGAAAUGAAAGAACUUCUCAACUUUGAGUCCUGUGAUGUUAAAGCCUUUCUUCAUGCUUCUUUUUUGGUUGUGUGGGGUGGGUGCACAAUGAGGUCAGUUAGAUGGAUCGGAAAUAGAAAGAGGAUGCACACAGACUGGAUAACUGACUUGAAUUGAGGGAUUAUGUAGAGGGAAGAUACUGUUAGGGAGAGGGAGAUAUACAUACAUAUAUGAUGGAAAAUGCACUAUUGCGGUUUGUUUAUUGACCCGACAGAAAGAAGUGUCAUAUAGAGUUGUUAUUGUUGGCUUUGUGAGACUUUUUUAGCAACCAGUACUUCAGCACUGCCUUGAAUUUUACUAUUUCCUUCAUUUGGUUUUUCAAUUCCAUUUACUCCUCUAUAGUCACUGUAAGUCCAGAUGCAAUCAAUACACGUUUUUAUUCUUCUCUGUAUAAAUGUUAGUGAUCACUUAACAGUUCAGCUACUCACAAGAGACAAUACAUACAAUGCACUAAUGAAGACAGCAAUGCUAAAAUCACACUGCCCGAGUAAAGAUAUUGACAGUUCUGUCAAGAUCAAUACUCUACACUGCCCUGGCUUCAUCUGCAAGCUCAACAGAGAGAGCCUGUCACGCUACCGUUGCCUUACUCUGCUUUGUCCAUGUGUUGAUAUGACAGUCCGCCCUUCACGUCGCUUUUUUAAGCUGAUUUGCUGUUGAGAGCAACAAUGUUUCCAGUGCAUUGAUGGUUAUUGCUGGUCUAUAUCUGUGAAUUUGCUGCUUCUGUACACUUGGAAAAGUUCAACACUUUGCUGUAAUGAAAUUAAAUAUCAUUACUGGAAAAUGUUGUUAAAAUCUAAAUGUUAAUUUGAUCUAAAGCCCUGGACACUGACAGUGCUAGCUAGAGAGCCAAAUGUGGAGAUGUUUCACUCCACUGAAUUUUCAUGUGUUCAUAUAAACGUACAAACGUAGUCACUACAUGAAUCCUACAAAGCUGCAUCUUUGUGAAGCUGCUAAAUAGCUAAGAACGGUGCUAUACCAUCCAAAGUGAAAUUGGAGGUGACCUCCUACCAGCAGUGUAUGCACUUGUCGAAUGUUACCAAUUUAUUUUGGUUUGAGACAAUAAAAUAAAAAGGAAUCUGGACUUACUGUGUUAUGAUCACGUUAACUUUUAUGAAAUAGUUUGAUCAUAAAGCACUGUUGUAUCAUCCUUUCUACACUUCUGAAUCUUUACAGAAUAAACAAAAUAUUCACUGA